AUGCUUUCCAUCUCCGCUUUCAUUGCCAGCGGCCUGGCUCUCGCCAGUGUUGCCCACGGCGCCCCUGAAUUCGCAUCCAUCCGCUCUGACCAGCCCGAUGUUUCUAGCUACGCCACCGUUCCCAUCACCUGGGAGCUCCCCGUCAAGGCUGACGACCCUGCUGGCGCUACUGUCGAAGUGACCGGCACCAUCGAGGAGGCUAUCGCCCAGAUGGAUGCCACUUACCCCGGCUGGAACGAAACUUUCCAGGCUCACCUGCCCCCUCCCCCUACCGUUGACAGCGGCGCCUUUGAUCUUGCGGCUCUUGAUGAUCCCGAGUCCUACAUUUGCAAGCUUGACCAGUGGAAGGAGGCUGGCCAGCUUUCUAUUCUCCGCGGCAUUGAAUACCUCCGUGGUCUGACUGGCUCGGCCAAGAACGGCCCCGGCCCUGGCGAGUGCGGUCGUGUUUCCUGCUCUUGGCAGUCGGCUAUUUGGUGGUGCAACGACAACGACACGGAGAAGGAGGUUGGCUGGAAUGAUAUUGCCGAUGGGACUUUGUACAUCCUCCAGAAGUGCUCUCGGGAUGCCCAGUAUGUCAAGGGUCAGGCUUUCUACAAGGACAAGUGGAACGUGAUUGUUCGUUAUGACAACGACAGCUGUUAAAUGCAGCAAGUUGUGGGCAACAUUAGGGAUAGUGGGAGGACCUAUAAGGGACUGUAGCAGGAAUUUAUCACGUUGGUCUGUGACCGAAUACACUGAGUUACGGGCAUGUGAAACAUGUAAGAAGUGGAAAAGCUGUUAAAUAGCAUCUGAAGCACGAGGAAUUGAAAUGCGAUUAUACCUAC
Molecule: messenger RNA, 824 nt
Organism: Podospora bellae-mahoneyi
Lineage: Eukaryota; Fungi; Ascomycota; Sordariomycetes; Sordariales; Podosporaceae
Exons: 3
Coding region: 1-642 (213 amino acids)
Source: RefSeq, a predicted model, not a curated record